This is a messenger RNA of Prosopis cineraria, 1048 nucleotides long. Its product is annotated as 40S ribosomal protein S3-3. Lineage: Eukaryota; Viridiplantae; Streptophyta; Magnoliopsida; Fabales; Fabaceae. Gene Ontology annotation, cellular component: cytosolic small ribosomal subunit; nucleus. Bases 91 to 798 code for a protein of 235 amino acids. The transcript is spliced from 6 exons. Gene Ontology annotation, molecular function: RNA binding; structural constituent of ribosome. The record is from RefSeq and is a predicted model, not a curated record. Gene Ontology annotation, biological process: translation.
UUAGGGUUUGUGGAGCCACGGUCUUUGCAGCGGCAACGUUGGAUACUUCGCCUCUGCAUCUUAUUUCUGCAUCCCAUUUCAUUUGCGACAAUGGCGACACAGAUGAGCAAGAAGAGAAAGUUCGUUGCCGAUGGAGUUUUCUUCGCCGAGCUGAAUGAGGUUCUGACUAGAGAGCUAGCUGAAGAUGGAUACUCCGGUGUCGAGGUUAGAGUUACCCCAAUGCGUACUGAGAUCAUUAUCAGAGCCACUCGAACUCAGAACGUUCUUGGUGAGAAGGGAAGGAGAAUUAGGGAGCUGACUUCUGUUGUCCAGAAGAGGUUUAAGUUUCCUGAGAAUAGUGUGGAACUUUAUGCUGAGAAGGUAAACAACAGAGGUCUCUGCGCUAUUGCCCAGGCGGAGUCUCUUCGCUACAAGCUUCUUGGUGGUCUCGCCGUACGGAGGGCUUGCUACGGUGUUCUGAGAUUUGUUAUGGAAAGCGGUGCCAAGGGAUGUGAGGUUAUUGUAAGUGGAAAAUUGAGGGCUCAGAGAGCAAAGUCCAUGAAGUUCAAGGAUGGAUACAUGAUUUCUUCUGGGCAGCCAGUCAGGGACUACAUUGAUUCUGCCGUAAGACACGUUCUUCUAAGACAGGGUGUUCUUGGUAUCAAGGUUAAGAUCAUGCUCGAUUGGGAUCCUAAAGGAAAGCAUGGUCCCAAAACUCCUCUCCCUGAUGUUGUCACAAUCCACCCGCCAAAGGAGGAGGACGAAUACAGCCGGCCUGCUGCUAUUGUGGCAACUGAUAUUGAGCUUCCUGUUGCUUGAAGCAAUUUGACUGGUCCUGUACAAGCCGUUUGUGCCAAAUAUUUGGCAUUUGAGUGCUUAGGUUGUCUUGAAAGCAAUGUUUAUCGAAGGUACAUGAGUUCAAAGUUCUAUAAUCUUUCCUAACCGUUUUUGAUGUACUUUUGUCACAAGUUUUUACAAUUCAUUCAACUGUUCCAUAAAUUUUGUUGGACUUAAGUGACAAGUUUUGUUCUAAUUCCCUGUUUCUUCAGCAAACUUGCAUUUUUGUGUU